AUCAUGCAGUCACAGAAUAUGUUUAAAGUUUUUGUUGCACAUGUUCCUUGGACUAUUAGCAAAAAAGAACUGAAAGAGUAUUUUUCAAAAUUUGGUGAUAUUGUUUAUAGCCAAGUCUUAUUUAACAAAACUACUGGGAAGAGUAAAAAUUUUGGCUUUAUAAGGUUUGCCGAUUCAAAUGGUUAUAAUAAUGCCAUAAGUUCAGAGCAUAUUUUGGAAAAUCAAAAGCUAAAUGUAUAUCCAGCUCAUCAUGAUGCAUCAAAUACAAUAUCAAGAUUAAAUCAAUCUCCCAUACGUGCAAAGCAAUUUUUUGAUAUUGAUAUAAAAAAUAUCAUGAAAUAAAAUGCCUCUUAGAAAAUAUUGUUGAGAUUAUCACUUAAUCAUGAUAAAUUUGAUAUAUAUUUUUUUAAAAUUAUCAAUUAUAUUAAAAGCUACUGGAGUAGGAUAUUGGUUUCAGCAUAACUUAGAAGAAGGUGGUGGGGGUAUUUUUGUAAUUUUAGAGAUUAAUAUAUAAACAAUUUAAAAAUAAUUUUGUAAACCAAGUUUUAAUCAAAUUAUCCAAAAAAUGAAUUUAUAGAAAUGAAUUGCAAAAAAAAACAA
Gordionus sp. m RMFG-2023 is the source of this 600-nucleotide messenger RNA. RefSeq names its product SRA stem-loop-interacting RNA-binding protein, mitochondrial-like. Gene Ontology annotation, molecular function: RNA binding. The record is from RefSeq and is a predicted model, not a curated record. Gene Ontology annotation, biological process: regulation of gene expression. NCBI's taxonomy places the organism in Eukaryota, Metazoa, Nematomorpha, Gordioida, Chordodea, Parachordodidae. The coding region runs from base 4 to 342 and encodes 112 amino acids. The transcript has 4 exons. Gene Ontology annotation, cellular component: chromatin; nucleoplasm.